GCCGACGUUGCCAUACUUUCUGUUUUUUUUUUUUUUUGGGGGGGGGGGGGGGGGGGGGGGGGGGGAAGGCUCAAGGUUAAGCAGAAGUGGCGUGGUGAAAUGGAACUGGGAACGCUGGGAGACGAUUUGCUACGGAAUAUUCUGACGAAGCUUCCAUUCAAUGACAGAAUCUUCACCGCACCCUGUGUAUGUCGUCAGUGGAUGAGGGUGGCGCGGCAGCCGCAAUGUUUUCGAGAGAUUGACACGAGGGAGUGGGCGGAGAGGCAAGGGCUUUUGCUACACGACACGAGGUGGAGAAAACCCCUCAUUAUCGGUGGUCGGUCCAUCCCCGGCCGUGCGGAUGCUAUGUUGAAGAAGCUGGGUGAGCUCAGCAGAGGGCAGGUGGAGACGUUGAUCCUUCAGUAUUGCACAACGAAGGGGAUGAUGGCUGUUUGUGCUGGGCAGACGAACCUCAAGCGUCUAGAACUUUGGUCUGUGUUCGGUUCCCUUAACCAGCGGCGGAUUGAUCAUUUGCUAAGAUCAUGUCCGCAAUUAGAACACUUGAAGAUUGGCGACAUCACCUUGCCGGACUCUUUUAGACAAGGGGAAAGAGAAGAGCGGCAGGGUGAUGAAGGUUCUGCGGAAAGCGAUCCAGUAGGAGAUGACGAAGAAGAAAGAGGAAAAGGGGUGGAGGUCGUGAGUGACGUUGGUGACGACGAGGAGGAGGAUCUUGUGACCGUCUUCUCAGUCUUUAGUAGGUGGCUGUCGCCGCCUGGUCGCCCUCGCGGCGCCGUUUAUUCCAUACCUCCUCCUCCUCCUCCAGCCACUGACGAUGAAGAUGAAGAUGAUGACGGUUCUUCAUAUUCAUCCAGCUCAUCUUCAUCGAGCGGCGAAGAGGAGCAGGCCGGUCGCCAGAUGCGGGGAGGUAAUGAACAGGAAGAAGGAGGGCAAGGCGAUAACGGAGUGGAUCCUGUUGCUACGACGACGGCGGCGGCGGCGGCGGCUGCCUCUGGCCGGCUAAAGCAUGGAAAUUAUGAUAUUGAUCUCUCAUUAGAUUAUUUUACUGCUCAUCAUACCGCUGUCGGAUUGUCAGUCCUGAGCAUCGCCAAGAGAUGUCCAAAUUUGAAGACGCUUCAUCUCACAUCAGCUCGCGGCAGCGACGGCUUUCUGACGGACACCUCGAUGACUGGCUUAGUCGAAGGAUGCACUGGAUUGACCGAUCUGUCUCUUAUCGGAAGCAGAUAUGAUGAGCAGGAGUGCUCCGCCAUCCGCGCCCUUUCGGGAUGCCAGCAACUGCGAAACCUCUCUCUCUGCAGUUUGCCGCUGCUGGCCUUCGAUGCCUUACAAGAUGGGAGCUGCCCUCUGUUAUCUUCUUUGUCUCUGACUUCGGGAGACGAGUGGGGUAACAUAGACAUAUGGCAUUCCUAUUUCCGUUGCACUGCACGUCCUCAGCUGACAUCUCUGUGCGCGAUAGAUAGCGUCUACUUCGGCGACUCGCAGCUGGAGGCGGCAGUGACAGAGUGUUUCGGCUUAACGAAACUCGACGUGAGCGGGACGCGGGUGUCCGACUGGGGUAUCGCUGCAGCGGUGAGGAAUUGCUCUCACCUGCGAAUACUUAGCGCAUCUCGGUGUAGAUACGUCACCGACGAAUCGGUUAGGGUUGUGGCGGCUGAAGCUGGGCGGCAGUUGCGGGAGCUGUGUUUCGACGAGACCAGCGUCACACACAACGCCUUGUCUUCUCUUGCGGGCACUGGGAUGGGAACGAACACACCAGGACUUGUGAAGCUUCUGCUGUACGGAACUUUAGUCGGAGGAGGAGGAGGAGGAAGAGCAGGAGGGGAAAGACUCUCUGCCUUACCUUCGUUGGAAUCUUUGAGAAGUUUAGAGGUCAUUCUUGAGCGCCAUCCCCAUCUGGAAGAGAUGGCUUUGCGCAUCUUUGAUCCGUUGGUAGAUGUGCAGCAAGCGGAGUGCAUGGAAUUUAUGUGGGCACAAGCGGUGGCGGCGCCAAAGGACGCACUUUCGGAGGUCCUAUCGACGCGGCUGAGCGGCGCUCUGCCUGAGAGAGGGGGAUUGCGGAGCAGCAACAUGAGGAACGAUUGUUUGUUUGGUUGUGAGUAUGGUAUAGAUUGGGAGCCUCGUCUUCCCGCCUGGCAGUGCUGUGGUCCUUUCCUUCGUUGCCUCUCUGCAGUGGGUCGGUCCUUACGCAGCCUUCAUCUCUAUUGCGACCCGAGAGCGCUUUUCGGCGACUUCGAGGAAGGAUUUCUCGUUUUCCUCAGCUCCUGCCCCAAUCUCGUCUCUCUCAGAUUGACAGGAUUCGCCCAAGUAACUGAUACCAUCGUGUACAAGCUGGGGGAUCUGUGUCCUUCGCUCGAGCAUCUCGCCAUAGCUGGUUCUCGAAUACCCUUCUGGAAAGGUAUCGAGCACCUGGCUGUCACAAGCCCCAGACCCAAGUCGUUCGAGUACCGUCCCGACCAUUACAAGGACGUCCUCUUGGACGAAGCCUACUACCAGGUGACACAUGUGAGGAGGGGAAGCUAUUAACCUACCGGCUUCCGCCAGGUUAGUGAGGCGAUCUUUUUUUUUUUUUUUUUUUUUUUUUUUUUUUGUAAACAGCUCUGGGUGAGC
Messenger RNA from Chara braunii, 2604 nucleotides. NCBI's taxonomy places the organism in Eukaryota, Viridiplantae, Streptophyta, Charophyceae, Charales, Characeae. The record is from the annotation of a GenBank genome assembly.